Messenger RNA from Exaiptasia diaphana, 975 nucleotides. RefSeq names its product G-protein coupled receptor 12-like. Gene Ontology annotation, molecular function: G protein-coupled receptor activity. Gene Ontology annotation, biological process: G protein-coupled receptor signaling pathway. The record is from RefSeq and is a predicted model, not a curated record. Gene Ontology annotation, cellular component: membrane. The transcript has a single exon. Lineage: Eukaryota; Metazoa; Cnidaria; Anthozoa; Actiniaria; Aiptasiidae. The coding region runs from base 1 to 975 and encodes 324 amino acids.
AUGAACAACUCAACAUUACAACCUCCAGCAUCCAAUAUGGUCGAAGGCCGUGACUUUUUCAUAACUUUGAUGGUAAUCAAUGCUUUCAGUGGUUUCUUGGCGACUGUUCUGAACCUUUUGAUCAUCGUGACUUUAAUCAAGACGCCAUCUUUACGAACACCUUCGAACAUUCUUAUUCUUAAUCUAUCCAUCACUGACUUUGGUGUUGGUGCUUUGGUGCAGCCUGUUUACUCUAUAGUCAUAUUUGCACAUAUGAACAAAGUUUUACUUCGCAGUCAAUUUGUACUUAAUCCAGUUACAAUGAUAUUAUCAUGUGCAUCGCUUUUGACAAUAACUGUCAUUACGGUGGAUAGAUUCCUUGCUCUCCUUUUGAGUCUAAGAUACCAAGAAAUUGUUACAAAGAGACGCACUUCGAAAGUAGUUAUAAUGAUUUGGACAUUCAGUGUCUCACUGCCUUGUAUACUAUUGGCGAUUUUCUCGUUUUUUAAAAAGAUUAAGGAUUAUGACGUCGUAGUUGUGCAAAUAAAUAACUUUUUAUUUCUUUCACUCUUUUUGUUAAAUAUUGCUCUGAUGCUGAAAAUAUCUUCCAUAAUCAAUCGACAUUCAGCGCAGAUUCAAGUUCAGCAGCAGGCAAUGAACGCACAGCCUGGUGCAGCAGGGAACAUUAAGAGAUCUGUGAAUAUGAUGUAUUUUAUACUGGGAACAUUUUUCCUGUGUUAUUUCCCAUGUAUUUGCUUUAGAAUUAUUGCAUACUUUUCAUUGUCGAAAAUUGCCUUUGUCUGGCAGGUAGUAUCGAACGUAGUUUUUACCAUUCUCUGCAUGAAUAGCAGUAUCAAUCCAAUCAUAUAUUUCUGGAGAAUACCAGACAUGCGAAAUGCUGCUCUUCAAUUGUUGCGAUCUAUUCGAAGAAACAAUAAUAACAUUAACGAUAACAAUAAUAAUAGAGAUGCUGAAAACGACGUCUACGUAUUAUAA